This is a messenger RNA of Suillus discolor, 1754 nucleotides long. RefSeq lists its product as uncharacterized. Gene Ontology annotation, molecular function: protein binding. NCBI's taxonomy places the organism in Eukaryota, Fungi, Basidiomycota, Agaricomycetes, Boletales, Suillaceae. The record is from RefSeq and is a predicted model, not a curated record. The coding region runs from base 174 to 1754 and encodes 526 amino acids. The transcript is spliced from 4 exons.
GUCCUCACCAGAGGCAUGUUACUAAAUCUUAAUCGUAAAUGGUCCGGACCUUGAAGCUUCCGACACAGUACUAGUCUGAAUCCUAACUUGCUGUAGCGAGCGUGACUCGCCAGUCUCUUCGGUAAGACUCUUGGUCUUGCUUCAUCCAUCGUAUAGCUAGCUUUCCACCCGUAAUGCAUUGUACAUCGAGCUUGGAUAACUUGGUCGACGAUAUCGUCAUACAGAUCUUCCAGACAUUGUCUGUGCGAGAAAUAUUGACGCUGAGACGGACCUCCAAACGAUAUUAUUCCCUGUCUAAAUUUCGCAGCGUUUGGUAUGCGGCAUUCUGCACUGAAGUAUUGGCCCGCCAUCUUCCGCCCCCUGGCCCUUCGUGCUCUCUCCGUGCUUUGAAUUCUGCAGAUCUAGAGCAUCGCACGUUAUUGGCUCUUUCCCUCGAGAAACGUUGGUCACGGGCCACUCCCAAUGUUAUUGUCUCGAGCAGACAACGAGAGACCGUAGACCAGAUCCUGCUUAUCCCUGGUGGAACACAAAUUUUGACCGUCCAUGGAAAUAAAGUGAUAUAUUGGCUCAUCUCUGGGCAGACAGGGGCCACAUACAAGCUUCAAAAGGUUGAAGAGUGGUUGUCACCAAGUGAUGAUGCUUGUAUAGUCGUGAAGGACACUGAGGGCCAGGGAAUCAUUGCCAUCGGUUGCAGAGACCAGUUAGUCCCUCGUCUUUCCGACACAAAAGCGAAAGGGUCGCUGACAGUGGAUAGACCAAAUAAGCAUGCCACUAUAUUCUCUCUCGCAUUGAAGCCUGCCCUCAGCAAACUAUGUGACUACUCCCUCAUCCCUGGCACCGUCGCAGGGAUAUCGCGGCACCUCCUUUUUUUAGAUACUACGUCAGAUCAAGACGGUGGCGGUCUUGAGCUCCUAGAUUGGCAUGCUCAAACGGAAGGCACUGCCCUGCUCCCGUGUAUACCCGAUCUGUUUGGUUCAUUUCUAGGCUUCGUUCAUUUCUCCGACCAUAUUCUUGUAGCAUGGGAGACAUGCAUUAGCGUAUUCCCGGUGCCUGACAUACCAGCCCAGGGACGGAUGGUGGUUGCCCAUACCAAAGUAUUCAUAUUUUCUGAGCCCGUCAGCUCUCCUAUCGCCUUCACAACUUGUGUCCCUCGAGGUUGGACCGGCAUAGAUGCGCCGGCGUACCCGCCAUCCCAGGAGAUGCCUUCCCUCACAAUCGUUGCGCGUCCCAAGAGCAAGUUGGGCAGGAUUGCUAUGUCGAUGCUUAUUCCGCUAAGCAACGAUAACGGUGCAAAGUAUCCGUCCAGUUUUCCAUAUCAGCUUCUCCGACUACCUCCAUUUGUUCCCGACGUACCGGGAGAUACAGGCAGUGGCGUAGGGGACCAGGAGUGCGCGCAGAUAUGCAUGGGAUCGUCUGGGCGCGGGCUGUGCGUCUUUGGGCGCGAGGUCCGACUGUGCGAGCCAAGUCUGCUGUAUAUUCCCCCUCGUGAGAUGCAGUUCGGCCCUGCCUUCGAGACGGGCAAGGCCAUAUAUAAGAUUGAACCUGGUGGAGACAGGGUAGAUUUCGACGAGGGAAUGGGACGGAUCCCUCGUACGCGUGAUGUAUGGGCUAUUCAUCGCCACCACAACGAAUUUCAUGCGGAAAACCAAAUUUGGAAGGUCCUCAAGUUUGCGAAUAAGGCAAAGGCACUUCAGGGGGAUGGGGUAUCACAUUGUUCUACCGAAUUUGAGGAUGAGAAGAACAGAACUCGCUAA